AUGACCACGACUUUCUCAGCUGCUUGUCCAAGCUCCAGUACUCAAGCAUGUCUUGCUCUCAAAAGCAAUUAUCAAGAUCCUGCCGUACUGCAAGACGGUCAUGUUUCUACUACCUCUUCGGAACCAACAUACAACAUGACGCCAAAAAAUCUUCAAUACAAUUCUACAACGAUGUAUACAUUUUACGACCAGGUUCUCGCAGAAGCCCGGCGCUUAUAUGGCUUUAUCACAAAAGUAAACUGGUACACAAUCGUUGUGCUGUACCCAUGCAUUGGCGUGGUAGGUCUUGUGGCAAAUAUACUUAGCGCCUUCAUUCUCAUACGCAGUGGACUAGGAAAACCAUCCAACAUCUUCCUUCUGGCUAUAGCUUUAGCUGACAGCCUCUGUCUUCUGGGCGCUGCCAACAUUGCUUAUAUACUUAUGCAUUUCCCUAAAACGUUUCCAUUUGGGGUAUUUCUUUGGCAAUAUUCCAUCAGUGAGUCUUUGGCAUGUUAUGUCUUUGGGGUAGCGUUUCGGUGCUUGAGUGUAUACGGGAUUUAUGUGAGUGCUGCUUUGUGUAUGGUAGUUACAACAGAGCGUUUGAUAGCUGUGUAUCUUCCCCUUCAUUUUAUCAACAUAGUCACGCCGUUUAGAGCAUGGCUGGUUUGUUUUGGCUGUUUUGCUAUUUGGUUGCCUUAUUUAAUAUUCACAGGCAUAAUGUGGUAUAGAUUCGACUACAGAUUCUACAAUCAGUGGAACGCCUAUGGCGGCGAAAUGACAUUUAAAGGUUCGGAAAUGAUUAAUGUAUUACUCGACUAUUACGUGGGUUCGAUAUUUGGUAAAUUUAUCCCGCUAGCAGUUGUCAUAGCCGGAUCCGUUUUAAUAGCCAUCAAGGUCAGUAUAACGUUACGAAAACGGCGGAAGAUGGUCGCUGCAUCUGGCAAACCAUCUUCGUCAGGUUCACGUACAACCACAACACUGCUGGUUGUUUGUCUAACGUUCGUUAUCACCAAAAUCAUCGUAUUGCCAAGUUACUUUUAUACUCCCACCACUGAUAUUCAGUUACUAAUGUUUUGGAAUUUUUACGGUGCCGUGAUCAAUAUUGCAGAGUAUGUAAACGGCUUUUGUAAUUUUUUUAUUUACGUUUUUUUGAAUAAGAAAUUUCGAGUCGUCUUUCUUAGCAUAUUUUCGAGAAAGAAACGAUAG
Candidula unifasciata is the source of this 1185-nucleotide messenger RNA. The record is from the annotation of a GenBank genome assembly. Lineage: Eukaryota; Metazoa; Mollusca; Gastropoda; Stylommatophora; Geomitridae.